AUGAGGCCCCUCCUCACCACCCCCCAGAACUUCAAACCCUCCCUUGUGCCCACCCCCGAUGUCUUCGACUUUGAGUCUGGAGGCUCAGCGGCUUUCCUAAAAAAUAUAAACCCCACCGAAUUCCCUCCAUCCCGGAGCCCAGCCACGGACGGUGAUGGAUCCCCCAUUGCCACUGACCACCCAACCUUCAUGCCGGUACUUGCAGAAAAACCCGAUGACGGAAGAGAUGACCUCAACUGGCUACCUCUCGGCCCUGGCCUAGCCAACUUUUACGCACACGGCCUCCACCCAGGUCGCCUCCUUGAAGGAGCAAACCCUGACCGUGCCAAAGCCUGGCUAAAAAAGGCAGGUGCCAUUCUAGUCCUACCCCUAGAUGCCGCCCACAGCGAAGAAAACACCAGCAACUUCCAGACCAACAUGGAAGCUUUCCUUGAAAGAGCAUUCCCACACCAAGUAGGAGAAGUGAGCAUUAUCCCCCCUGUCCCCAUUGACCUCAGAUGUGGCGGAACCCCCAAUACGCUAAACCGUGGGGCUUCUUAA
Cantharellus anzutake is the source of this 540-nucleotide messenger RNA. RefSeq lists its product as uncharacterized. Bases 1 to 540 code for a protein of 179 amino acids. The record is from RefSeq and is a predicted model, not a curated record. Lineage: Eukaryota; Fungi; Basidiomycota; Agaricomycetes; Cantharellales; Hydnaceae. The transcript has a single exon.